Messenger RNA from Dendroctonus ponderosae (mountain pine beetle), 1438 nucleotides. Its product is annotated as polygalacturonase. Gene Ontology annotation, molecular function: polygalacturonase activity. Gene Ontology annotation, biological process: pectin catabolic process. Gene Ontology annotation, cellular component: extracellular region. Lineage: Eukaryota; Metazoa; Arthropoda; Insecta; Coleoptera; Curculionidae. The record is from RefSeq and is a predicted model, not a curated record.
CACGGUUAUUAACAUUUUUGUUUCUAAUACGUGUUUUUAAUUUUUGUUGAACUAAAUGUCUGGCAUCUGCCAGUUCUCGUACUAAUUUGAUAAUCGAAUACAUUGCUAAAGUAGAGUGGAAACCAGGCAGAUCUAACCACAUUGUUAACAAGUACCUCUUAGGUCUUGAGAUGCUAAUCGUGCCACUUCUACAGCAAACAAAGACCAAUUUCAAAUAUCAAUUUGGCAUUACGCACAAUUGUGCCACGUGAUCACAGCAAGUCCUUCAGUAAUACUUAUCUCUAAGAGAAUUCUUCCGGUAACUGUAUAUAAAGCCGAUGUGCUGCAGCCGACACAACCACAACACAAUCAUCAUGAUUAAGUUAGUUUUCUUGUUCGCUGCUUUGGUAGCUUCAGCUAUCGGUUCGCCUGCUGCUAAUUUGACAGCAAGUUGCACAGUAACUAGCUACUCUGCUAUUGCGACUGCAGUAUCUAGUUGCACCACUUUGACCAUUUCCGGAAUCACCGUACCAGCUGAGACUACUUUGACUCUAUCUCUCAAAAGUGGAACCAAGCUAACCAUGGAAGGUACGUGGACGUGGAAGUACGCUGAAUGGAAAGGACCUCUGCUAAAGAUCACCGGAAGCGAUGUCACUGUUACUGGAAGCGGUUUGACCCUUAAUGGCCAAGGUGCUGACUAUUGGGACGGUAAAGGAGACAGUGGAAUUAAAAAACCAAAAUUCAUGACAAUCGCAACUACUGGAGGAUCUACUUUCUCUGACAUUAACCUAUUGAACUGCCCACAUCAGUGCAUUUCCAUCAGCAGUGCCAGCGACACCACUCUUGAAAACUUCGUUAUUGAUGUAUCUGAUGGAGACGAUAAUGGUGGUCACAACACUGAUGGAUUCGACGUGUCCGGAUCUACAGGAAUUACCGUUAAGAACAGCGUUGUCAAAAAUCAAGAUGAUUGUGUUGCUGUAAACCAAGGAUCCGACUUAGUCUUCUCAAAUUUAACUUGCAGUGGAGGACACGGUUUGAGCUUGUCUGUUGGUCAAAGUACUUCAAAUGGAUCAGCUAACAAAGUCUCUAACGUCACCUUCUCCGACUGUACUGUAACUAAAUCUGCCAAUGGCAUCCACGUUAAAACUCACUCCGAUGCAGGAACUGGUGCUAUUUCCGAUGUUACCUACAAAAACAUUAAACUUUCCAGUAUCACCAAAUACGGAAUCAACGUUCAAGAAGAUUACGCCGAUGGUUCAUCCACUGGAUCUCCAAAAGGCAACAUUCCCAUCACCAACUUGGUAUUGAAUGAAGUUACUGGAAGCAUGAGUGGAGGCUCCAGCAGCAUGGCCGUAUACAUUCUUUGUGGAACUGAUGGAUGCUCUGACUGGAAAUGGUCUGGUGUUUCCGUCACCAAUGCCAAGAAGGACAGCAGUUGCAAUUUCACACCAACUGGUUA